GCCCUCGGUACUCGCCGUAGUUGCAUGCGGGUUUGUUUGAUGGAGGCUGGAUGAAUGCGGUAAAGUUACGAUGAGCAACACGCCAACAGGCAUGACCAGCAGAUAUGGCGGAGAGUUUGAAGCUAGGAUUUGACUUCCCCAGCCCUGUCAUACAGGCCCAGACGGUGAGACAACUUGUUGCUGCCGUGCUGAAGGAGAAAGGGCCGAAUGGACAAAUCACCCAGUCCUCCAGCCAGGGCCUGGCGUUGGAGGCUCUGUGGCAGCGGUGCUGCAGCGACUGCACGCUGGUGCGCUCAGCCGUCUGCGAUGCCGUGGUGCUGCUGGUGGAGCAGGGCCACGCAGACCUGCACUACGUCCUCAACAGCGUCCUCAACCUCCUGCCCUCCGCUAGAAAUGUCCAGGGGCUCAUCAAGGUGAUCGGACGGCUGCUCCAGAUGCAGGCAGACCAGAGGGACAGAGGAACAGCCUUCACCUGUCCUUACUCCAUCAGGAGCAGCCCCCACCCAUACAUCACGGCGCUGGAGCACCGAGCGGACUGCUGGCCGACCCUGCUGCUGGAGAUUGAUGACUACAUUCAGCAGGCCGCUGACAGAAAUGAAGCAGUCUACAUCAGCAUGCUGGCCCCCUUCCUGCGCUACCUGUACUGUGAACCUCAGAGGCAGACCCAGCACGCCCUCCUGCGCCACAGUCUCCUGCGGGUGCUGCUGCCCCCACAGCCGGUCCCGCCGAGCUCGGCGGUGUCCGGCAGCCUGCUGCUCUGCCUCUGUCAGCUGGUGCCACACAUGCAGGUGGACAGUGUGGAGGCGGUGCUGGAGCUGUGUGGGUUCCUGGGCGCUCUCCUCCAGGGUCUGGCCCAGGACCCGGCCCAGGACCCGGCCCCGGCCCCGGAGCAGUGCUGGAGGAGCCAGAGGGUGGGGAUGCUGCUGCAGCUGCUCUGCGCCUGCCAGCGCUGCCUCAAGUUAAACGGAGACUGCCGACCUCUUCUCAAUGUGUUACAGCAGCUCCUGCCUGCCUGCCAACAGGAGCUGCCAUUGGACGAGCUGUUGAUGGGCGUGGCCAUGCUCCUGCUGGAGGUCCCUGCCUCCCAGCAGACCAGCCUGCUUCGUCUGGCUCUGGCUUUAGUGUGUGAGCAGGCUGAGCUGGCCCCCUGGCUGAGUCCCGUCCUGGUCCUCCCUCUGCUGCAGCUGCUGUCCUGCGCGGCUCUCAGCGAGCCGCUGGCCGACCGGCGCACACACAACCUGAACCAGGACUUGACCGAGCGCCUGCUGCGCAGCAUUAGCAGCAGGGACACGGAGAAACCCCGGCAGUCCGGUCCACCGUUGGCCCUUCCCCUAACGUCCUGGUACAGCGAGCUCAGCGUGGCUCUAUCCACGCUGCGCAGAGUGGCAGAUGACCCCGUGGCGGCAGCCGAUUGGCUGCUGUCGCUCAGCUCGGCGCUGUCGUCCAGCCAGAGCCAGCUCUGCUCCCUCAGCCUCACGGUGAGCCAUCUGAUCAUCACGGCUCAGGACGACGUCUGCCAGCUGGCUCUGAAGGCCAGCCAGGCCAUCGCUGCAGCCGAGCCCUGCCAGGUCCCUUCCCUUCUUCCUGUUCUGUUGUUCAAACUGGGAAAGGAAAAGAAUCCAGCGCUGGCCCUCGCUGUGCUGAACUGCUUGCCCAACCUCGGGACUCACAAGCUCUGUGUCCCCAUGGUGCUGCAGACUCUCCACAUGCUCGCCUCCACCCCGAAGCUGAGACCCGUGGCACUGCGUCUCAUGACCACACUGUGGAAGAAACAGGACCGAGUGUACCCGGAGCUGCAGCGUCUGCUGGGCCAGCAGGACAGCAGGGUGGUGGUGGGGAGAGACACCCAGUGGGAGCAGAUUCUGGCCCGGGCCGCCUGCCUCAGGGACGUCUGCAGGGAGAGGCCUUACCAGCAUGGAGGUGACAUGUUGGCUGCCAUUACACUCACUCUGAACCAGUGCACCAGACCAGACAUGGCAACCCCCGCUGCUCUCGCUCUCCAAGGACUACAGGAGCUGUGCCGGGCGGAGGUAGUGGACCUCGUGUCAACGUGGAGAAGUCUGGGCCCCGGACUGAGCUGUGACUCCCGUCCGCUGAUGGUCCGGGCCAUUGCUGAACUUCUGGCUCUGGUUCCCCAGCUCACCGCCAAGUCAGAAGAAUAUGAGAAACUGAAGGAGGAGGUGGUCAGCUUUCUCUGGAAUUACGCUGUGAGCAAGGAUGUGGAGGUGUCCAGCUGUUGCUACAGGGCUCUGGCAGAUUUUCCUGAAGCGGUCCACACCAUAAAUGUUCUUCCUGAGGCGGCCCGACCAGCUGCAAAGCCCUCUGGGAAGGAGCAGGAUGAACAAGGGAAGGAGGAGGAGGAGGAAGAAGAGAAAGAUCUCUCCAUCCCAGCUUCAUCUUACGUGAAGCUGAUGGCUCUCACCCCCGUGUCUGUUCUGCCAGCCUUUGAGCUCUUCCUGACGUCACUGGUGAAGCAGGAGAUGAGCCAGAUGCCCCGGGGGGUGUACUUCUCUGCCCUGAGGGGGGGGAACCAGCGUUCAGACCAGGGUAAAACAAUGGCAGGGAUUCCCUCAUUCAUGCUGAAAACCUACGAGAAAAACAAGCAGCCCGGGCUGAAGCCUGGACUCGCAGCUGGACUGCUGCUCUGUUAUGAGCUGCCUGUGCAGACGGGCCGUGACGGCAGACCGAUCGAUCGGUUCCUCUUGAGCCGCAGCCGCAGCUACCAGCAGACCUUGGCAGCCCUCAUUCACGAAGUGAACAUCCAGCCGUCUGAAUGGCACCGCGCCCUCCUCCUGCCCCAGGCCUGGCGAGGGUUCAUGAGCCGAGCGUUCCACGCUGUCCUGCAGGGUCGACGGGCUGAUUUGGAGAUGCAGCAGAAACAAGGCAAAGAAGAAGCACAGGAGCUGCAGUACAAACAGCACUGUGCCUGGCUGUGGGCCAGAGAUCAGCUGACAGACGUCAUCAAAGCUGCUGCAAAGGACAGUCCUGUCGUCCAGGGGAACUCCAUCCUGGCUCUGAGCGGCCUGGCUGCUGUCCUGGCUAAAUACGAGAGCAACCUGCCCGCUGAUAGCGAUGGCAGCCUCAGGGCUGGUCCAGAGUUUGUCCCCACAGCCAGCUGGUUGGCCAUGGUGCUCCACACCCUGCUCAGCAUCAGCAGCAGCAGCUUCAAGGCCAGGGGACAAGUCUUCCCCUGGUUCCUGCAUCGCUCCUACUCAGGGGAGAACACAGCGAGUGCCAUUGCUCGCUCCUGUGCCAGCCUGGCGCUGUCCCUGCUGGUCCCGGUGCUGGUGGUGUGGCAGCGGGACGGCCUAGCCCAGGUCCUGUCGGUGCUGCAGGCCGGCCUGCCGGGCUCCCCCACCGCCGACGACUCCCAGGCCAUCCAGUUUCACUCGGGCCUGGCGCUCGGCAUGGUGCUGUCCAGUCUGCAGCAGCAGCGCCUGAGUGAUGUCUCUGUGGACGCUGAUCUCCUCUCCAGCUCUCUGGACGCUCUGGAAAGUUGCUCCUUCAACCCCGACCUGGAAUACAAUACUGGCUGCGUGUUAGGCCUGGCUCUGGUGCUCGCAGCUCUCUGCAGCAGUGGACAGACGGAGCAACAUGUCCACGUCACCCAAACACUGGACAGACUUCUGUCCAGCCUGCAGGACAGCAGUGGGCAGGGCCGCAUGCUGCAGGAGGUCUUGGCGUACUCUGUGGCCUGUGUGGGUGUCUCGGCCUUCAGCGGAGGCCUUAUUGACGCUGCCAAGGCCGAGGAGGUGAUGAGCACUCUGCGAGCCCUGACUGAGGAGAGCCAACAGACCCCAGGUUUCUCCCUGGCUCUGGGUUUGGUGGUCCAUGGCCUGUCUGUGUCGGGCCAUGGCAAAGCAGAGGACAUCCACCCUCGUCUGCAGGCUGCUUGGAUCAAGAUCUUAUUGGCCGAGGGUUGUCCCACUAUGCAGCGGCUGGCGGCCGUCAACGGCCUGGUAGCUCUAGUAGGAUCUGAGAGUUACCUCAUCCAGCAAAGCAGAGAGCUGGAGCUCUCCUCCCAGCAGCAGAGCCGGCUGAACGAGGUCAUUCGAGCCAUCACGCAGAUCAUAUCACUCUCCGGAGCCAUAGGUCUGCAGUCCAACAGUGCUUGUUUGGUCGGUCAUCUGCAUCUGGCCCAUAUGUCCACCAGUCACAGCCACACAGCAGUUCCUCAGGACUUCAGUUACCUCUCAGAGAAAAGUCUCAUCAGAUCCAUCAUUGACUUCCUCACAGAGGCUGGAAAAAAAGGUCCAGAGUUUGCCCAUCCAGCUGUAGUUAGGACUGCUCUGACUCCCCUGGCCUCAGUUGGAGCCAGUUUCCAGUACCCGCCCAUCAACUGGAGCGCCGUGCUGUCUCCUCUGAUGAGGCUCGGCUUCGGAGAGGAUGUGCAGCAUCAGUGUGUGGUGCUGGCAGCGUGUCAGGCUCAGUCUUCUCAGAGCGCCGGUCUCUUCCUGGGCUCCUGGCUCUCAGCCCCCCUGGUGCACAGUCUCAGUUCCCAGACUCGGUCUCAGCUGUAUGAGAACCUCGGCCUGUGGAUGAAGCACGUUGCCGAGGACAAGCUGCAGGUCUACAUGGAGAGUCUGGGCCUGCAGCACUUCCAGGAGGAGCUUCGCCCCCAGCGUCUGUCCCUGUGCCGCUCCCUGCUGCAGGGCUUGGCUCAGGCCAUGGCUCUCCCAAACCCCCCCAACAGUUGCUGGACCAUCCUCUGCUCCAGCUCGGAGAAGAUCUUCUCCCUGAUGCCCAAUCACAUCCAGGAUAAUGAAGUGGAUUUGUAUGUGGGAAUCGCCAAGUGUCUGUCUGAGAUGUCGGAUGCAGAGAUUGAGCGAAUCACACAAGUCACAGAGGCUCACAUGGAGAAGACCUGCUUCGUCCUGGCUUACCUGACCUCCCAAGGCAGAGUUCCCCUGCUGGGCCUCAAUGAUGUCAUCGCGGGGGUGCUCCGUGGUUGGCCGAGCCACAGAGUCGGCUGGCUCCUCCUGCAGACUUUUUACCAGUGUCGCCUGGCCACCAAUCCCAACACAGGCGUUUUGAAACGAAUGGAGUGGCUCCUGGAGCUGAUGGGACACAUCCGAAAUGUUGCGUAUGGUGCAACCCCGGUCACAUGUGGAGACACCAAACUGGCCACAGACUUCCUGUUUCAGGUUUUUGCUGCUGCCGUAGUUUCCUGGGGUGACCACUUCAUGCCCCGCCUCCUUGGCAUAAGGGACAAGUGGUUCCCAUGGCAACCCGGCUCCAAGCCCCAGAUUAUGCAACACGGUCUGUAUGGUGAGGAGUCAUUCACCGACCAGGCCCUGCCACAGUGCAUGCUGGGAAUGUCCCACAGCCUGGCUCAGCUGCUGGACAAAGAGCCCUGGAGCAGCCAGACACACAAGUUCAUAGACUGGCUCUUCAGCAUCACAGAGGGUCCUGAAGAGAAUCUGUCGGCCGCAACCAUCAGCACAGCCAGAGCGGCCCUGUUGGCCCUCAAGUCCUCCGCUGAGUUCAAGAAGAAAGCUGUGUGGACCCGAGCAUACGGAUGGUAGCCCAGAGGAGCCAUGACAGACGGUUAC
Messenger RNA from Etheostoma cragini (Arkansas darter), 5552 nucleotides. It is a transcript of the gene focad, whose product is annotated as focadhesin. The transcript has 45 exons. Lineage: Eukaryota; Metazoa; Chordata; Actinopteri; Perciformes; Percidae. Bases 105 to 5525 code for a protein of 1806 amino acids. The record is from RefSeq and is a predicted model, not a curated record. Gene Ontology annotation, biological process: regulation of post-transcriptional gene silencing.